Plasmodium relictum is the source of this 4002-nucleotide messenger RNA. Its product is annotated as kinesin, putative. Bases 1 to 4002 code for a protein of 1333 amino acids. Gene Ontology annotation, molecular function: microtubule binding; ATP binding; microtubule motor activity. The transcript has a single exon. Gene Ontology annotation, biological process: microtubule-based movement. The record is from RefSeq and is a predicted model, not a curated record. Lineage: Eukaryota; Apicomplexa; Aconoidasida; Haemosporida; Plasmodiidae.
AUGGUUAACAAAACAACUAAAAAUAUAUCAAAUAACCCCAUUUUACCAAAUUCAAAAGUAAGAAAUGUAAGUAAGGGUAAUAAAACGUGUAAAACAAAAGAAGCACCUAAGGAUUUGUAUCAAUGGUAUAUUGAUAAUAAUAUUGAAGAUAAAAAAAAAAGAAAUAAGGAUAUAGAAAGGAAUAUUGAAGAAUAUUUUGAAGAUGUAGAAAUCAGUAAAAAUGUUGAAGAAUAUAUAAAUGUAUUAUGUAGAAUAAAAAAUGAUCUGAAAAAAAGUGAAAAAAUAGAUGAAAAUAAUUUAGAUAUAAUUAAAAAAGUAUCUUAUAAUAAGUUAAUUAUUGAUACAUUUCAAAUGGGUAAUAAAGGUAGUGUUAAUUUCGAGUAUACAUAUGAUAGAGUAUAUGAUAUAGAAAAUAAUAAUCAAAUGAUUUUUAAUGAUUAUAUAAAAAACAAUAUAAAAAACAUAUUUCAAGGAAUAAACUGUAGUAUACUGGCAUAUGGUCAGACAAAUAGUGGUAAAACAUAUACUAUGUUAGGUAAUUUUGAAUUUUUAAAUAAUUUAUUUAAUAUAUGUGUUGAAAACAGAAAUAAUAAAAUAAGUGACAACAAAAUAUCUAUAACUUAUGAUGAAUUAACUAAUUGUAUAACAAAUGAGCCAGAUAAUGUGGGGAUAAUACCUCAUUGUAUUAACUAUAUUUUUAAUUAUAUAAAUUAUCAUAAAAACAAAAAUACAAGUGUUAAAUCCAAUAAUAAAGAAUUCACAGUAACUUUAUCAAUUUUAGAAAUAUACAAUGAAGUUAUAUAUGAUUUAAUAAGCGGAGAAAGUAACUUAUCAGUUCAAAUGAUAGAUUCCAAUAAGAAUGAAUUUGUAAUCAAAAAUCUAAAAGAAGUAGAAAUUGAGAAUAUUAUUAACGCUUUGUAUUAUUUAGAACAAGGAGUAAAUAAUAGAAAAAUUGCAUUUACUCAUAUGAAUAAAGCAUCAUCAAGAUCACAUUUAAUUUUUAUCAUAAAAAUAAACAGAUUUAUUCAUUCUACUAAUACUAUGAGAUGUGGCAAGCUCUGUUUGGUAGAUCUAGCUGGGAGUGAAAGAUUAAAACAAACAAAGGCUACUGGAUCAAUUAAAAUUGAAACUACUAUGAUUAAUAAAAGUUUAACAGUUCUGAGUAAGGUCAUUAAUUCAUUGGCUGUAAUGCAAAUGAAGGAAAAAAUAGAAAAAAAUAAUAAAGAGAGAAAUAACAAUGAAAGCGAUCUUAAUAAUGAACAAAGUGAAGGCAAUAUAAUAGAUGAAUGUAAUUCUUCAAGUAUACCAAAACAAAUAUCAAAUACAACAAAAAAAACUAAAUGUGACGGUUCUGUUACCACUAGUGUUCAUAUUCCAUAUCGCGAUUCAAAACUUACUAGAGUAUUAUCAGAUAGUUUGGGAAAUAAUUGUAAAAGUAUCCUUAUAUGUACGUUGUCAUCUCAAUUGCAAUAUUUAAAUGAAACAGCUUCUACUAUUAAAUUUGCUCAACGAGCUAAAAUGGUUAAAGCAAGACCAGUAAUACGUGAGGAGAAAAUAGAAAUUAAAAAAGAGGAUUAUGAAGAUGAAAGCAAAAAAGUUACUAAUAUAAAUGAUGCAAAUAAUACAACUGAUAAAAAAUUAAAUAUAUUCUGUAAUUUUAAUAGUAGUCAUAUAAAUAAAGAUAUAAUUUUCUUCUGUUUUAGCUUAUGUAUUUUUAGCUAUAUAUGUGGAUUUAAAAGUACAGGGAAGGUAAAAUACUUGGACUUUUUUAUUGAGUCUUACAAAAACAAAAUAGAUAUAAUUAAACAACAACUAAAUAAAGAAACAGAAAAUAAUGAUAUAAAUGAAUAUAUAUUAAAAACAUUUGAUGAUUUAAAAGUUCUAACAGAAGAAGAAAAGGCGAAAUUCAACAAGAUAAAUGAAGAAAAACAAAAAAAUAAUAUAGAUCCACUAUCAACUAUAAACAAUAAAAAUUAUGAUAAAUUACAUAAUAAAAAAAAGGAAAAGAAAGAUGAAGAAAAUAUUAAUAAUGAAGAUGGAAAUAAAUUAACUAUUGAUUAUUUAAAUAAAGUAGAAAACUUCAGUAAUAAAAUUAUAGAAGAAAAUAGCAAUUUGUAUAGGGACAAUUUAACAAGGACAAACACUUCAAAAGAUGAUAUUAUUGAGGAAGAUGAUGCUUUAAUAGGAGAUAUUUUAAUAAAAAUGAAAAACGAUAUAUGCAAUAUUCUCAAAUUUAACUUAACUAUCUUAAAGGGUAACAUGAAAGAAGACGAAAAAAUGUUUGAUGAAAUACUUAAUAUAGUAAAUACUGUAAAAGAAAAUAACAGUAUAUUUUUAUUAAAUGAAUUAAAUGAAAAUAAAAAUGAUCUAAAUUUGGAAGAUGAAAUGUUAAAUCAAAAGAAAAUUUUAUUAAAUGAAUCAGAUAACAAUUUCAAUGAAACUAGUGCCAUACCCAAGAAUAAAAAAGAUUUAAAAGCUAUCAAAGAUACAGAAGUAAAAAAAAAAAAAAUUAAAGAUAAAAUAAAUGUAAAUACUAAAUAUAUCAUAAGUUUAGAAGCAAACAACGAAAAAAAAAUAAGUAAAUCAAAGUUAGAUAAUAUAGAUAAAAAUAAUAAUAAUGGAACAAUAGGUUAUGUCAACUUUGCUGAAAAAAUAUUAAGUGUUACAAAUAUUCAAAAUAUUUUUGAUUAUGUUAAUAAUAAUUUUAGUAAGUUUAUUAGUGAUUUUACAACUGAUAAAAGUACUGUAUUUACUAGUUUUGAUUUAAAUGAAAAUUUAGAUAGACAAAUAAUAGAAAAAAAUAAUACUAUUUACAAUUUUAUACAUGCCGCUACUAUGUUUCAACAAAGUGGAACUCUAAAAAAUUUAAAUAGUAACUACUUUAUCAAUAAAAUUCAAACAGAUUUUUAUAAUAAUUAUAAUAAUAAUAAUUUAAAAUGUGUAAAAAGUACACAUAAUGCAGAUAGUAAUGAAAUAAAAAAUGGUUUUCUUAUAAAUGAAAAUUGUAAUAAAUCAAAAUCUUGUAAAUCAUUAAAAGAUAUUGAUUCAAAUGAUAUAUCUUAUAUUAACCAAAAAUCUAAUGUAUUGAAUAAAAAUGUAAAAUUUUUAAAUACUAAUGAAACUAAUAACAAUUUAGAAAUAACUAAAAAAGGUAAUAAUAUAGAAAAAUCGGUAAGUUUUUACAAUAAUGAAGAAAUUAAUGAAUCUAAUAAUAAUAAUGAAAAUAAUAAUAUUAUCAAAAAAGUGGAAAUUAAUGAUGAACAAAUCAAAAAAAGAAAAAUACAAAGAAAGAAGGAGAAUAACAUUCAAAAUAUAAAUGUUUCUCAAAAUGAACAGAUUUUAGAAUUUACAAAACUAUUUGAAAAUAAAGAUUUCAAAAAAUUAUAUGAUUACUUAAUUGAAAAAGAAGAUAAAAAUGAAGCAAAUAUUUUUCAAAAAGAAAAUGGUGAUAUUAAUAAUGUUUUACAAGAACUAGAAUCAAAAAUUAAUGAUGAAAUAAAAAAAAUAAAUGAAAACAUUACAGUAGAUAUUUCUAAUAACAAUAAAAAAUUAGAUAAAUCAAACAAAAAAAUAAAAAUGAUAGGAGAAAAUGGAGUUUCUUUAAAAAAUAAAAAUAUUAAUAAUAAUAGCUUAGGUAAUUCUAAUAAUGUUACAAAAAAAUUUGAUAACAUAGAAAUUUCAUACUUAGAGAAAAAAAGAAAUACUAAUUUGUGUAUAAAGAAAAUAUUCAAUAUCAUUAAAAAUAUAUUUCAUAAAAAAGAUAUAAAAGAUUCAAUAGAAAUAAAUACUUCUGACCUAAUAGACAAUGAACUUAUACAUAAUAAAAAGUUAUUAGAAAAAAAUUUAGAUUCAUACAAUAUUAGAAAUUUUCUUAUUAAUAAUAAAAAAAUUUAUAUUUUAAAUGAAACAGAAUAUGUACAUUUAAAAGAAUUAAUUAAUUACAAAAAUAAAAUGAUAUCAUAUCUAAACAGUGAGUAUAAAAAAUGUAAAUUAAUAGCUUAA